Messenger RNA from Eupeodes corollae, 3808 nucleotides. RefSeq lists its product as uncharacterized. Lineage: Eukaryota; Metazoa; Arthropoda; Insecta; Diptera; Syrphidae. The transcript has 9 exons. The record is from RefSeq and is a predicted model, not a curated record. Gene Ontology annotation, molecular function: metal ion binding. The coding region runs from base 277 to 3660 and encodes 1127 amino acids.
UCUCAUUCACAAAAUAAAAAUACAUAAAUAAAUUGAACCUUUAUGUAGUUUGCUUAGAAAUUUAGAGCAUAAAUAUUAAUUGCUAACCAAAUAAUAAAUACGAACAGAAGUAAUUUAUAACGCAAUUAAAAGGUUAAACGUUAUAACGUUAAUUGAUAAGAUAACAAAACGAUUAUGUUAUGUGCCACUUUGAUCAAUUAAGUAAAUACAAAUUUUACACAUAAAAGUUAAAUGAAGCUUGACUCCAGACUCUAAAAAUUAAAACAAAGUUAUAUAAUGUCGGACACUGUUGUUGAGUCGUCGUCGAAGGUACGACUGGAAGAUGGGGAAAUUGAUGAAAGUAAUGAGUUCUCAAUGUUACCAGAACCAGAAUCUAUGACUGGAACUGGCACUGUAAAAGACCUACGUGUCAUGGUAAAGAACUUUAUAAAGGCCAAUAAAACUCAAAAUGAUGAUCUACUAACAUCUGCAGUUUGCGAAAGUGAUAAAAACUCUUCAGAAGCUUACAAUUCCGAAAAAGAUCAAGAAAUUGUUUACAUUGAUGAAGAUGAAAUGCUUUGUGUUCGUGGUGCAAGUCCUGUCCCUUUUGUUGUUGAACGACUAAGUUACAGCAGAAAAUCACCACUAAAAGAUUGUGAUACCAUUGCAUUUGAUAUAACACCACCAAAAAGAAAGAAAACUUCAAGUAAGCGACGUCGAAAACGGACAACUCCAAGAAAAUUUCUGGAAAGUAAAGGCAUCAAAACAGAUGAGCACACAGAAUUGGACAACUCAGACUUUAAAGAUAAAGAAAGAAGUGAAUCGCCACAAGAAAAUCCAAACAAUCUUCCUCAACUCUGUAAGUUUUAUCUUCAAGACUGUUGUGUCAAAAAAUCUAGAUGCGAGUACAUGCAUUCAGAGUUUCCAUGCAAAUUCUAUUACAUGGGAUUAGAGUGUCCAGAUGAAACUUCUGAAAAUGGUUGUAAAUUAUGCCACGGAGGGUCAUUAUCGCUUGAUAUGCUUACGGCCCUUGAUCGGCACAUCAAUACUGCACCAAUUGAUGUUUUGGGCCAAGAGUUUGCAGACAUGCGUUCUAAUAUGGAAGUCAAUGAGAUCAGUCGAAUGUUACAAGAGAUGCAGGAAAAACUCACAUCAUCCAAAAAUGUUCCAGAAAAUGCAUCUUCAAGUCAAAACGAUUCGUCUAAUUUUUUCGUUACAUUGAGAGAAAAAUUAUUUUUUUUAAGUGAAGAUCAACUCAACGGUUUGAAGCAACUUAAAAUCUCCAAGUCGGAUGACUUGUUUAAUUUAACACUGGCUCAAUUAAACGCUAUUGGCAUUCAUGCAACUCAAAUUGAAGCUAUACAAAUGAGUUUUGUAUCUGGACAAGAUACGGAUAUGAGAAAUUUAAAUCUAUCACAAUUUGACGUUCCAAUUAAACAGGAUAUACCAAGUUUUGAAGUUGUUUGCUACAAUGAAGGGAAUACCUGGAGUCAAAAUUGGUAUGAGAAAGAAGAAAUGCCUUUGGUGAUUGAUGAAAAUAAUGUCCAGGUCGACGAUGAAAAUGAAGAUAAAAUUCCGGAGGAAGAUAACAUUUUGAUUGAUGUAGUAGGAGAUUCAAGUAGUAAUUCUGAUUCGAGUAUGAUUGAGGUUGAAAUUGAGAAAGUUGAAGACAACGUGGCACUUGCUUCUUCCCCAGAUAAUACAAAUCAGUCGCAUCAUUUUGUUAUUGAAGAAACUCAAAAAGGAAUAGAGGUGCUUCCAAAUUCUAUUGUUGGAAUGAAUAAUUAUUUUCCACUGAUCAAUUCCACAAAAACUGUUUCUGAAAAUAGUCAAAAUGGAGAGGAAACAGUUGAAGAAUUCAAAGAGUCAGAAGGCAAAAAUGGUUCUCUCGAGAUCACUAAUACUGAACAAGAAAUUCAAAAAUUUGAUGAAAAAUCAAACAAAUUAGAUACAAAUCAGAUAUCAGAAGAAUUAGACGAUAAAAUUGAAAGUUCAGAAAUCAAAGAUCAGACACAGCUUGACGAAAACAUUAAACAAAGAGAAUUAUCUCAAGCAUCGGAAGAACUAUCAAAAGAAGUCGAAAGGCCAAUAAGUGAAGUUCAGACUCAACUGGACAAAAAUAUAACUGUAAAUGAGUUGUCAGCUAUAGAAAAUAAGAUCGAGAAACAAUUUGAAACUAAGACCAAUGAAGAACAAUACCAAUCACCCUCAAAAGAAGUUAAGCAAUCUAAUAAUUUUCAAGAAAAGGAAAAAUCUCCCCCUUCUUUACCUUCUGAACCUCUUCAAAAUGAAGACAAAAAUGGAUCACCGCAUAUGUCAAUUAAAUCGCCAAUUGCACACAAACGCGAGUGUAGUCCGCAACCUGAAAAUGUCGUUGCAAAAAUAGAUCUUACAGUUAUAACACCACCAAGAAACAAAUCAGAUGUAGUACCUCUUCCAGUUCGGUUUAAAGUCGAACCAAACCGAGGGUACAAUAAUCCAUUUCAAAGAAAUAUCUCUUCUCCGGUUAAUGAAGUUAAAGACCGUUAUUCAUCAGCAAAUCAACAAAGAACAUUUUACAUACCGCAAUCGAAUUCAACAUCAGAUCAUCAAAUGCAGGGCGAUAAUUCUUCAGAAGAUUGGGAUGCAGAUGAACGAAGUGAUAUACAAAGCCCACCUAAAGAAAUUGCGUCUCCCGAUCAAUCUGAUGAUGAGUCGACACCUUUUGUAGCAGAUGGCUCAUGUCCUGAAUUACCUCUAAGAACCAAGAAUUUAGAUAAUUACCAGCCUGCAUUGGAAAUUAAUGCUCACCUUACUUACCCUCCAAUGAAAUAUAAGCUCUAUGAAAUUUACAUGCCACAAUACGAAGUUAAUAAACCAACUCUUAUGGACAAACUUAUCAAAGCCAAUAGCACAGAUCCUCGAUUGAAAAAAUUUAUUGAAAAAGAAAAGAACCAUGGAAUAUUUCCACAAGCCGAAUAUAGUUUUUUCCCAACGAAUAUUUCACAAUGCGAUCCACGGCUUCGUCCAGGAACUGGAACUAAUUGCCAAGACCAGAAUUUUAAUGCGAGUCGUGUGCUUUAUAGUUACUUGCAGCGAUCACAAUGGUACCAAGAACUAAAGUCGAAUUUAAAAAUUCAAAUCAAUCACUCUGUAUCGGACUUAGUGCGUGCCCUGAAUUAUUUCCAUAAGGAUCCUUCGCCUCAGAAAAUUUUCGAUUUAUUUCAAAUUGAAUGUGCCGGUGUUCUGCUGGAGGUGAUGCGAAAUGUUGGAAUAUUCAUUGAUGUAAAUGGCAAUAUAACAGAAGAAGCCAAUUAUAACCAGCUCUGUGCCCCAUCGCAGCAACAUCAACAACAACAACAACAUCAACAGCAACAGCAACCGCCAUCGCAACCAUCUCAAUCACCUUUUGUCGGUGUCGGUUGUCUGGGUCCCAAUGCCAAGCCCGGACUGUUGGGUUUUGCACCGCCUGGUCACCCUCAUCCACAUCAUAAUAAUUCAUCAAUGAGCAACGAGAACAGUUUUGCGAGGCAAGCAUUUGGACACGAUUGUGUUUGCAGCAGUAACAACAAUGAUUUUCAACCGACUGGACCUACCUUCUAUGUUGGAGGCCGAUAUGGAAUAAAUCGCAAUCAGGAACCAGGUUUUGAACCACCGCCAUAUCAAAGACAAAACCAGAAGCGGAAUUUUAAAAGACGUUGAAUCAAUUUUUACCGUUUGAAUUAUUGUUUUAAGUUUGUUACUUUUUUGUUUUGUUUUGUAUGAAAGUUACGAAACAUCAUAUCAUCUGUUUAAACGUUAAAUUAUGAUUUUGUUUAUGUGGAGCAUAAUACAAUUAAUUUUUACAUUC